CCGCGUGGAUUUGCUAAUCGGAUACUGGCGACAGCAGGACGCCAAGAACCUUAAAAGGUCUGGUACAGAAGAGCAAUACGCGGAGAAAGAACAAAUUCUUCAAGACCUCUCGGACUACGUGCGGACAAUAAAUUACGAGCCGAGGAUAACCCCAAGAAGUGGGGGCAUUAUGAAGAGAAAACGGCCCGCAACAGCCGAGUGUUCAGCUUCCGUGUCCCUGACGGAUCCACGGGAAGGUGCUAUGUUGAUGCAGGAAGCGACCGGCUGCAGCAGUAAUCCGAGCGGGGCUGCCGACCGAAGUUGCGAAACUGAAUCAAGGCAUGAACCAGAAUCCCCGGCUGCUCACCUGCUCCUCACUAUGUACGAGCCGGAUUCUCCAGAGACCUCGGCUGCUGGAGCUGCUGCUACUAGUGGCGACCGUUCUGAGCAACAUGUGCACAGACAAGUGCAUAGCCAGCACUCUGCAAAUGUCAGUCCAGAGCAGCAACCCAUCCCCGCCGGGGGAACACAGCCCCAGCCCACAAAUGGAACGGACCAAGGAGGAGAGCGCCAGCCUGCAGCUAGGCGACAAGUUCUUCCCGUCACCACUAGAGGAACCCGAGGGUUACAGAGCAUCGGCCUGCAGCUGUUAACUAUGCGAGAAAAACAUGACUACGAGUUACGCAUAAAAGCGCAUGAAAUUGAGAAACAAAAAAUUGAAAAUGAAGUGCGGCGUCUCGCUCUAGAGGAGCGCAGAUUGGACUUGGAGGAGAAAAAACAUGAGCUUGAAGUGAGACGGUAUGACAGAGAACAUGAGAAACUGCUUGAGAAGGUAGAGAUGAUGUUAAGCGAACAGACUAAAGCGAUUUUUGAUUUCUUGAGCGCAAAUCGCGCAUGACAUGAAUAGCCAGAAAACUGUCCUGGAAAGGUGUUGUACAUCUUGUGCUUCAAUAAAACACAUUUCAGAAAGAUGUGUGAAUGGCAAAACUACCGAGGAGUAAGGUAAGUUUCAAGAUCUGGUGGAUCGAGGCCGAAGUAGUGCGAUACCUGGGCGCCAUACAGACAUGUAUGACAGUUUGCCAAAAGCGCACUAGCUUUAUAGAUACGCGGCACGUUCUGGCGGUACAGCUUUUGAUUUUUCUUAAAGUCAACAAAGGCAAACAGUCCUGCAAUUUUUCCAAAUCCCCACUCCACGGCUUGCCUUACACUGCUCAUAGCUUUGUUGAACGCGCACUGUUCCGGUGUAAUGGACACACCACCAUAUGGCUUCAGCAAAAGAGGUCGCAGUGGAUAGGCGGGGUCUCCAUAAAUGCAGAAGUUACGCCCUUGAACGAGCCUUUCUAGCUUCGAAUAUACGUUGCUAAU
Molecule: messenger RNA, 1344 nt
Organism: Dermacentor albipictus
Lineage: Eukaryota; Metazoa; Arthropoda; Arachnida; Ixodida; Ixodidae
Source: RefSeq, a predicted model, not a curated record